This is a messenger RNA of Psylliodes chrysocephalus, 417 nucleotides long. The record is from the annotation of a GenBank genome assembly. Lineage: Eukaryota; Metazoa; Arthropoda; Insecta; Coleoptera; Chrysomelidae.
AUGGCAAAUAAAAUGAAAAUUGAUAAAGAAGAAUUAAGAAAAAAGCUUACUCCUCUUCAAUAUCAAGUUACCCAAGAAAAGGGAACUGAAGAUCGUUUUAGUGGUUGUUACAAUAAAGUUUACGACGAAGGUUUAUAUGUUUGUAUAGUUUGUGACCAGCCUCUAUUUAGCUCGGAUACCAAAUAUGACAAUGGUUGUGGUUGGCCCGCAUUUAAUGAUGUUUUGGAUCAAGGAAAAAUUAAACUUGCCCCAGAUUUUAUUGAUGGUAAUAUGUCAUACAGUAAGCCACUUAAGGAGGUGACUUGCUCGAUGUGCGACUCUCAUUUGGGACACUUAACUGAAAACGAUGAAAAGAGCGCGACCAAGAAAAGAUUCUGCAUCAACUCUGCGUCUGUCAACUUCAUUCCAAAGAAAUAG